AUGUCCAGCCGCUUCGGCCGCGACGCGGCGCGCGACGACCUCUUCAGCAGCUACAAUCGCAGCACAUCGCCAUCGAAAACGAAGAACAAAGCCCGCGCCUCGCCCUACAAUGCCGGCUACGCGCUGCCCGCAGAAGCUCCGGGCUUCUCCGCAUACCCCAGCAACUCCACCAACGGCAGCUUAUACGGCGGCUACGCCGGCGCGCUGGGAGCAGGGAAGAAAAGCGACGACGCGCUGAACGGGGGGUUUCGGUCAGCAACGCCGAAUUCGCGCGGGCAGUACAACAGCGCGACGCUGGACGAGCUGGAGAGCCAGAACGAGGAGCACACGGGCGUUUUGAUUGGAAAGGUCAAGAUGCUGAAAGAUCUAACACACCUCAUCGGCGACGAAAUCCGCGACUCGACCUCUCUCGCGGAAAAGAUGAACGACCAGUUCGCGAGCAGCAGCGACAAAAUCAAAGGCACCAUGAGCCGGAUGCUGCGUAUGGCGAAGAAGACGGGCGUGGGGUGGAAGGCGUGGCUUGCCUUCUUCGCCGCCCUGGUGCUGCUAUUUUGGUGGGUGUGGCUGGGGUAA
Didymella exigua CBS 183.55 is the source of this 573-nucleotide messenger RNA. RefSeq lists its product as uncharacterized. The record is from RefSeq and is a predicted model, not a curated record. The coding region runs from base 1 to 573 and encodes 190 amino acids. Lineage: Eukaryota; Fungi; Ascomycota; Dothideomycetes; Pleosporales; Didymellaceae. Gene Ontology annotation, biological process: endoplasmic reticulum to Golgi vesicle-mediated transport. The transcript is spliced from 2 exons.